Molecule: messenger RNA, 366 nt
Organism: Anopheles coustani
Lineage: Eukaryota; Metazoa; Arthropoda; Insecta; Diptera; Culicidae
Product: cuticle protein 10.6-like
Exons: 2
Coding region: 1-366 (121 amino acids)
Source: RefSeq, a predicted model, not a curated record
AUGUUCUCUAAAGUGAUGAUCGUUGCCCUCCUGGCCACCGUUGCCAGCGUCAGUGCCAAGCCGGGAGCGUUCCUGCCAGCGUCCCCUGUGGCGUAUACUGCCGCCGCCCCGCUCGCCUACUCCGCACCGUUGGCCGUUGCUCCCGCCGCCGUCCCCGCCGUCGCCUACACGGCCGGAUAUGCCAACGUAGGAGACUCGGCCGUCGUCACCUCGCACAACUCGCAGGUCAUCAACCCGGCCUAUGCCGCGUACUCUGCCGCCCCGCUUGUGUCGGCUUACGCUGCUUCCCCCCUCGCCUACAGUGCGUACGCUGCCCCGUACGCUGCCCCGUACGCCGCACCGUAUGCUGCCAAGUACGUCCUGUAA